AUGGCGCCCCAAAAAUUCACAAGCGUGCGCCUGAAGUCCCGGCCUACGCUCGUUCCCUUCAAGGACGAUACUAGCCUCAUCGCUGUCCGCUACGAGAAGACGGUCCAGGCAGAGCCUCCCAUCCCUAUUCUAACGCGCCUCCCCCCGAGGUCUCUGUCCGUCAGGACGCGCCGUACCUACGCUUCCGAAACUUCAACUCUCUCAAGUCCGCCUACCAGUCCCGUCGUCGUCACUCCUCCUCCCGCCAUCGAACAGCACCCUGCCUUUCGACCCCGAUUGCCCGACCUCGAUACCGCUGCAAACGAUUGGAAGAGGGAUUCGGGUCUCGCACGCACUACUUCUUCUUCGGCCACCAUAGUUGAGGAGUGCGACGAGGAAGGCUACACGCCCGUCAAGGUCGCUUCCUUGAUCGUCGCCAGCGAGAUUGUGCAACAGCGGGAGCUCGUGGCACCCUCACCUUCACCCUCCGUCUACGACGGCGAAUCCGUCUACUCCACCGACCAGCCCGCUGCGAGCAGACAGACCCCUUCCGGUCGAUGCAUGCCAGCAUCUGGCCCGACGUCCGUCGCCAUGGACCAUUAUCAUUUUGCACAGCUCCAAAUUGCCGAACGAAAGACGUCUGGUAGCCUUGGCAGCUCAUUAUCGGCGGAUUCUCCGCUUGAGUUGCGGGAUGGGCGUUUAAGCGACCUAUCACCUGCAGCUGCACCAAUGAUCACCCCGGCGCGGGGCUUCUCAUUUACAGCCUCCGAUAAGUCGCCUAAUCUGUCCCCUGUCGACAUCCCCGACGACCUCGACCUCCUGAGCAAGGAUGCCACCGACUUCUCCCCCAUUUCAAUCUCCAUCCCCACCGUCAGUCUCCUUGAUGAUGAUUUCCUGACGACCCUCUCCUUCUCCAAUCGUGGCAGUCUAAUGUUUGGCGGUCGCCGCGCUUUCCCCGCACAAACAACCGACGGAACAAUGGAAGACAAGUCGCCGACGGGCGAUGCUCACCCUCACGCUCACGCUCACGCUCAUGCUCACGCGUCUUCGUCUGCGCCCGCGCUUGUGCCUGCAUCAGCCCCGACUCCUGUAUCUGAGCCUGCGCCCCCCGUCCUCCACGUCCAAUACGAGGAGCCACCUCAGGGCACCGCCGCCGACAUGGCUGAACCCACCAUGACUGAGGCUACUUCAAGCGAGGUCCCUCCACAUGGAGUCGCUCCGGGCGACGCCGCCCCAACGAUGGAGCCCAGUGCACCAGACACCAGCGCCAUCUUGGCCGCCGCGAACGAUUCAAAUGUCCCCGAGACGAAAACCGAGACGGAGACCCAGGCGAUGAACGAGGCGACUGCCACCGAACCAAGCGCCACAGAGAUAGCCGCAGAGACGGCAUCGCAAACUGCAAUGGCAGCGCCCAGUAUCCGCGUCCUGUCUGCGGACGUGGAGUUGGAAUCUCGAAAGGUGAGAUCGCUCUAUGCAUCUGGCGAUAGCAUCAAUUGGGAAGACGGAGGACGACCGUCGGAUGUCGGCGAGCGGUUGGAUUCAACUCUCGAAACCCCGACGGACGAGGCUGAGAACGAUCCCGUCGCCGAGCUCCAACCUCCUGCAUGGGGUACUCCAAGAUCUGGAAGUUCCUAUUCACAACGUCCCGAAAUAAGAAGCGAGUAUGAGGUGGCUGGCGGUUACGAAGACUGGGAAGACCUCAACGGCUAUGACGUCGACCGGUACGGUUUCAUCAACCCACGCAAGCCCGAGGCGAGAGUGGGCAGCCCCACCAACCUUAAGUCUUCGCAGUUCGCUCCCAAGAAGAAGAACAUCCUGAAAAGGGACCCGUUUGGUUUGGGCUUGCCGCUUCGGGGACCCAGUAGGAAGGUGUCUGCCAGAUCCCUCAAUACCCAGACAUCCAAAGCUUCGGCUGCAUCUCGUCGAUCGACUCGGUCGGCGAUUCGCCAUGCGGGCAACCUGCUCCCCCACAACCGCGAUCGACGGUGGAUGGAUGAGGCCGGGGGUAUGCUGUCACUCUCUCUGGGGGAUGAAGAGAACAUCGAAAAGAUCUCCGAGGCUAUCAAGAGAAAGGAGUGGGAGAGGUCGGAGAAGUGGCGAAAGAUGGCCAAGGUCACUAGGAAGGGCAAGGACGGCGAAGGCAUGGAGUUUGACUUCGACGUGAAAAACCAGAAACUCAUCGACAGGACGUGGAAGGGCAUACCCGACCGUUGGAGGGCCUCCGCCUGGUAUUCGUUCAUGGCAUCGGCUGCAAGGGCUCACAAGGACUCUCCAUCAGAGGAUUCCAUCAUAACCGACUUUCACCGUCUCCAGUGCAGAGGCUCGCCGGAUGACGUACAGAUCGACCUGGAUGUCCCACGUACAAUCAGCAGGCACGUCAUGUUCCGGAAGCGCUACACCGGCGGUCAGCGAUUGCUAUUCCGGGUCUUGCACGCGCUGUCACUCUACUUUCCGAACACCGGCUAUGUUCAAGGCAUGGCCUCGCUGGCAGCAACUCUGCUUUGUUACUUUGAUGAAGAGAAGUGUUUCGUCAUGCUGGUUCGCUUGUGGCAGCUUCGUGGGUUGGAGAAGCUGUACAGCCCCGGUUUUGACGGGUUAAUGGCGGCUCUGGACGACUUGCAGACCAAGUGGCUGAACGGCAAGGACGUCGCCAAAAAGCUGACUGAGCUCUGCAUCGACCCUACCGCCUAUGGUACCCGAUGGUAUUUAACUCUUUUCAACUUGUCGAUCCCCUUCGCCGCCCAGCUUCGCGUAUGGGAUGUGUUUCUACUUCUCGGCGAGAACCCUGAGCCUUCCGCGAGCAAGGCCAGCGAUUUGCCAAUUACCAUGACAGGCAUCGAUAUUCUGCAUGCCACCAGCGCGGCUUUGAUCCAUGCGCUGAGAGAAGUCCUUCUGGACUCCGACUUUGAGAACGCCAUGAAGGCGUUGACCUCGUGGAUCCCCGUGAAGGAUGAGGACUUGUUGAUGAAGGUGACGCGGGCGGAGUGGAAGUCCCGCCAGAAGAAGAAGUUCUAG
Molecule: messenger RNA, 2994 nt
Organism: Colletotrichum karsti
Lineage: Eukaryota; Fungi; Ascomycota; Sordariomycetes; Glomerellales; Glomerellaceae
Product: tbc domain protein
Exons: 3
Coding region: 1-2994 (997 amino acids)
Source: RefSeq, a predicted model, not a curated record